AGCGCGCAAUGCAACAAAUGUGUUAGACAUGUUAAACAUGUAAGAGUGAGCAUAUCGCCUUUGAGUGCUGUGGUCCAAAUGCGACGUGAUAUAUGUCCGUGUUAUUGAAAGACAGGCCAUAGGCUCUGUCAACAAUGCUGAAGUGGUUUUCGGCAGAUGAGGGCGGCUCUGCCCAUGGAGCCCCUGGCUCUCCGCAGGUGGAUGCGGGCGUCAAUGCCCCAACGCUAUCUGAGGUCACUGAGCGGCUAGCACAGAUGGAGGAACUGGUGACUCAGUUAAAAGAGCUGAUCAGGGAGAAAGAUGCAGCACUCUGCAGCAAAGAUGAACGACUUAAGGUGGAGAGGGAUUCAUAUGAAUCGAAGCUUUCCAAGAUACGACUGCAAAACAAAGCAAAAGUCACCUCACUCAACUCCCAACUUGAGGAAUUACGGAAAAAUCAAGAGCGCAAAGAGCAGGGCAGUCCUGCCCGAACCAAACAGAGUGGCACUGGAGAAGCUGGUGAUUCAGAAUCUGCUGCUGCCAACCGUGGGAAAAUUCUCCGGCUUAGAAAGAAGGUGGAGGAUCUAGAGCAGCAGGUUGCUCAGAGAGACCAAGAACUGAAGCAAAAGAUCCAGGAGCUGGAGGCCCAGAGAGAGCGAGGUUCUGCUGUGGAUGCCAUGUUGGCUGACAGAGCCAAACUUCUUACUGAGAAGGAAGCCUACAUUGUGCACCUGCAGACUGCUUUAUCUGGGGAACAACCAGUUCCACAACAAAGCAAUGAAGGGUCUGUGAAUGAGCUGAAUUUAAUGGUGCAGAGCCUAACAAAGAAAGUUGGUGAUGGGGAGGAAAGGUGCAGCCUACUCCAGGAGCAGGUGGACAGCUUCCGGGAGCUCCUAAUGUCUAAGAAAACCCAGUUUGAGGAAAAGGAGAACAUGUACAAGUCCAACAUCCAAACAUUCAAAGAUAUCAUUUUACAAAAAGACAACACACUAAUGGAGAUCAGGCAGACACAUGAACAGGAGCUAUUCAAGCUUGUAGCAAAGUCAGACGCUAGCGCUGACCUCGAGCAGCUCCUGACUGCUCUCAAACAGAAACUCCAUGAGAAGGAGGAAGUUCUUCUGGGUAAAACACAAGUGAUUGAUGUCCUGCAGGUGGAGGUGGAUGGUAGAGACCAGCAGAUAAAGGAGUUAACAGAGCAAAUGCAACACUUGCAGAGAGAGAGAGAGAACCUUCAGUCAAAGCUGGAGGCAGAGCGGCACAUUGCUCGGGCUCGGCUUAGAGAUCUGAUGGAGAAACAUGAGGCUGAGCUGCACAGGGCUGCUGAGAAACACAACAGUGAGAUGUCAGAGAAAGAGCAGGCGCUGCGCAUACAGCUGGAGACCCUGCAGCGAUCAACUGCUGUACCCUCAGAUGUACCUGCAAACCCGCCCACCUGCAUCACAGCUCAAAGAAUCACAGAGCUGGAAGCCCAUGCAAAACUGAAAGCAGACGAGGCCAGUAAAGCAGAAGCUAAGUUCUUAAAGAUGAAAGCAUGGUCCAAGGCUCGUAUCAGGCAGCUCGAGGAGGAGUUUAGGAAAGUUCAGUCUGGGAUUUGUACCAAUAUGUCCCCUGACGUCAUGUCCCUACGCAGUCGUGUUACAGAACUGGAAGAGGAGCGAGAAGAAAUGUUUUGCAAACUGGAACUGUAUGAAGAGAUGAAGGCUAAAAAUGAUGAACUGCAAAAACAGCUUGUGGAGUAUGAGGAGCAGCAGAGGAAGAUGCAGGCCGACCUGGAGCAGGUGACCAAGAGAGCAGCAUCCCAGGCGAGUGAGACCGGCAGCAUGGAUGAUUUUCAGAAUCAGGUGAUGGAGUGGCAGGAGAUGGUUACCAUGGUGAUGGAGUCAGAGGGGGUUCGGGAUCAGGGUCACGAGAAGCAUGCCAUGUCCUUCAGAAUGAGCCAAAUCGAAGAGGAGAGAGAGGGACUGAUUGAGGAUGACUGGUUGUUUCCUGGCUGCUCCGAUCCAGCAUUAGCCAAACGGCAACAGGACGUAGAGGAGGAGUUGGCCCAGGCCCAUGGUCUCCACCCACAGAAAAGCAGGAAGCACAAACAUUUCACCCCACGCAGCUUGCAGGAAGACUUGGAGUUUGAUAACAGGCAGUCUUUCCCAGACCCCAAAGAUCCCACUGGUUGUGAUGUUUUCAUGGAUGGAGAGAAUAUGGGUGGAUGGUGGCCAAAGCACGGUGCUGCAGAUACAGAUGGCUUACGAUCGGUUGUCGAGGAGCUUGAACUAGAGAGAAACCAACUGCAGGAGCAGAUUUUGGGACUUGAGGAGCGAUGCCAAGAUCUAGAGGACCGACUGCAACUUCAGGCUCGUAUUGAAUUGCUACAGAACGAGUUGGAGCGCCUGCAGGUGCAGGUCACCAGCCUUCGCAGUCAGCAGGUCAAAGAUGCAGAAAAGCACCAGCUGCUCGUCACCAGUCUGAACGAACAACUUAAAGGACUGAACAGCACACAGGAGUGUUUGGAGUCUUCCCUCAUUGAAAAGGAGCACACUCUCGCCAAAACCUCUGAGAAACUGGAGUGUAUUGACACUCUGAGAGAGGCUUUACGGUCAAAAGAAAAACAACACAAAGACACAGCUGAAAAACUGCUGCAAACGGAACACAAUCUGGCUGACGUUAUGAAGAAAUGCAGCAUAUUUGAAAAGGAAAACUCCCAGAUGAAAGCAACAGUUGCAGAAUUGACACAGAAAAUCAGUGUGCAAAAAGACAAGAUGCAGAAACAAGAGGCGACUAUAGAAUCAUUGCAGAGUGAUCUGGUUCAAACAAAUGAUGAGCUUGACAGACUGAACAUAGCUCAUCUAGAAGAAAGAGCACAGCUCAUUCAUGACAUGCAAAGCUGUGAGCGCAGAAUUGACAGCCUUAAAGAUAUCAUCACUGACAAGGACAAAGAAAUAUUAGCUCUGUCAUCUAGCACAACUGAAUAUUCAGAGCAAAUUCACGAACUAAAACAGCAAAUAAAGCUCAAAGAGGCUGCACUUGCUAAUGUUGAACCGGAAGUUCAAACCAUUCGAGACCCACAGCAUUCUGACCAACAGUCCUUUAAUACCCUUAUAGCUGAGCUGAUGGAACAAUUGAAGAAAACAGAAAGUGAUCUAAAUGUGGCUAAAAUAGAAGGGGAAUCAAAGAGUAAUGAUAUUAUAGGCUUGAUGAAGCAAAUAGAAGAGGACAAGAAAACAAUUCAAGAUCUCAGAAUGGAUGUACAGAAGCUGAAUAUGAAUCAGAAAGACCAGCUGUUUGAUUCAGAACUAAUGCUUGAAAAAGAACUGAAAUCCCUCAAGGAGGAACGUAAUAAGCUUCUUGCUGAAGUGACCAAACAUGAAAGUGAGCUACAGACCCUUUCUAGAGAGCUUGAGGAGAAGUUUGCAUGUCAAGAACCACUCAAGCAAGAUGUCCAAGAAAAGUCAAAGAUGAUAUUCUCAUUGGAGCAGAGGCUACAAAUUGUACAAGAGGAGGCAGAAGGAGAGAGGACUAGAUAUAGCACAGAAAUCAAGACUAGAGAUGAAACCAAUGAACAGCUGGUAAAAGAAUUGUCUGGUACAAAUGAGAAUAUUACUAAGAUGAAAGACCACAUUGAAUCUUUGCAGAAUGACAACCAGAAACUUAAAGACUCACUUGAGGAGAAUUUUGAUGAGCUUGAAAAACAAAAGCAGCUCUUGGAUAAUGUCAAGAAAGAAAUGCAUGCUGUGCAAGAUCAGAAUUCCAGCCUGCUAUUACAAGUCAAAAGUCUCACGGAUGAAAAUUGUCAAUUAAAGCAGAUAAUUGAGACUGGGAGCCAAUCUUUUGAAGAAAAGAACAUUUUAUUAAACAAAAUAUCAGAGCUUGAAUUGGAGCUUUUAGGAAGUAAGAAAACGGUUGAAGACUUGUGUAAAGAAAAGGAAGACUUAACACUCAGAGGAGCUGAAUUGAAGAAAGAACUUGAGCAAAGUAAACAGUCAAUGUCUGAAAUGUUGUUAGAGAAGUCAAAUGAAUGCAGCCAGCAUAGUGCAUUGCUCAGAGAGAGUGGAGAAAUGAUUUCAUCUUUACAAGUUCAAGUGGAGUCUUUAAACAAUCAGGUCAACCAGUCAAACUCCUGCAUGUCUGAGAAUGAAAGAACUAUAGCUGAGAAAAAUGAAUUAAUUGAAUCCCAGAAAUGCCAACUUCUUCAACUCCAAGAGGCUUUAUCUCGAUUUCAGGAACAGGAAGCUACUUUGAAAUCUGAACUAGUAGAGAAAGAUGGCACAAUGAAAUCCCUCAAGGAGGAAUGUAAUCAGCUUACUACUGCAGUCACCAAACAAAAAAGUGAGAUUCAUAAUAUUUCUAAAGAGUUUGAGGAGCAGGUUGCAAGUCAAGAACAGCUCAAACAAGAUGUCCAAGAAAAGUCAAAGAAGAUACUCUCAUUGGAGCAGAAGCUGAAGAUUGUACAAGAGGAGGCAGAAGGAGAGAGGACUAGAUAUAGCACAGAAAUCAUGACUAGAGAUGAAGCCAUGGAAAAGCUUGAGAAAGAAUUGUCUGUUAAAAAUGGGAGUAUAAUUAAGAUGAAAGCCCACUUUAAAUCUUUGAAGAAUGACAAGCAGAAACUUAAAGAAUCACUUGAGGAGAAUUUUGAAGAGCUUGAAAAACAAAAGCAGCUCUUGGAUAAUGUCAAGAAAGAAAUGCAUGCUGUGCAAGAUCAGAAUUCCAGCCUGCUAUUACAAGUCAAAAGUCUCACGGAUGAAAAUUGUCAAUUAAAGCAGAUAGUUGAGACUGGUAGCCAAUCUCUCUCUGAGGUUUUGGAAGAAAAGAACAUUUUAUUAGACAAAAUAUCAGAGGCUGAAUUGGAGCUUUUAGGAAGUAAGAAAACGGUUGAAGACUUGUGUAAAGAAAAGGAAGACUUAACACUCAGAGGAGCUGAAUUGAAGAAAGAACUUGAGCAAAGUAAACAGUCAAUGUCUGAAAUGUUGUUAGAGAAGUCAAAUGAAUGCAGCCAGCAUAGUGCAUUGCUCAGAGAGAGUGGAGAAAUGAUUUCAUCUUUACAAGUUCAAGUGGAGUCUUUAAACAAUCAGGUCGACCAGUCAAACUCCUGCAUGUCUGAGAAAGAAAGAACUUUAGAUGAGAAAAAUGCAUUAAUUGAGUCCCAGAAAUGCCAACUUAUUCAACUCCAAAUGGCUUUAACUCGAUUUCAGGAACAGGAAGCUACUUUGAAAUCUGAACUAGUAGAGAAAGAUGGCACAAUGAAAUCCCUCAAGGAGGAAUGUAAUCAGCUUACUACUGCAGUCACCAAACAAAAAAGUGAGAUUCAUAAUAUUUCUAAAGAGUUUGAGGAGCAGGUUGCAAGUCAAGAACAGCUCAAACAAGAUGCCCAAGAAAAGUCAAAGAAGAUACUCUCAUUGGAGCAGAAGCUGAAGAUUGUACAAGAGAAGGCAGAAGGAGAGAGGUCUAGAUAUAGCACAGAAAUCAUGACUAGAGAUGAAGCCAUGGAAAAGCUUGAGAAAGAAUUGUCAGGUAAAAAUGAGAGUAUUAGUAAGAUGAAAGCCCACUUUAAAUCUUUGAAGAAUGAUAACCAGAAAUGUAAAGACUCACUUGAGGAGAAUUUUGAAGAGCUUGAAAAACAAAAGCAGCUCUUGGAUAAUGUCAAGAAAGAAAUGCAUGCUGUGCAAGAUCAGAAUUCCAGCCUGCUAUUACAAGUCAAAUGUCUCACAGAUGAAAAUUAUCAAUUAAAGCAGAUAAUUGAGACUGGUAGCCAAUCUCUCCAUGAGGUUUUAGAAGAAAAGAACAUUUUAUUAGACAAAAUAUCAGAGGUUGAAUUGGAGCUUUUAGGAAGUAAGAAAACAGUUGAAGAAUUGCAGAAGGAAAAGGAAGACUUAACACUCAGAGGAGCUGAAUUGAAGAAAGAACUUGAGCAAAGUAAACAGUCAAUGUCUGAAAUGUUGUUAGAGAAGUCAAAUGAAUGCAGCCAGCAUAGUGCAUUGCUCAAAGAGAGUGGAGAAAUGAUUUCAUCUUUACAAGUUCAAGUUGAGUCUUUAAACAAUCAGGUCGACCAGUCAAACUCUUGCAUGGCUGAGAAUGAAAGAACUAUAGCUGAGAAAAAUGCAUUAAUUGAGUCCCAGAAAUGCCAACUUCUUCAACUCCAAGAGGCUUUAACUCGAUUUCAGGAACAGGAAGCUACUUUGAAAUCUGAACUAGUAGAGAAAGAUGGCACAAUGAACUCCCUCAAGGAGGAAUGUAAUCAGCUUACUACUGCAGUCACCAAACAAAAAAGUGAGAUUCAUAAUAUUUCUAAAGAGUUUGAGGAGCAGGUUGCAAGUCAAGAACAGCUCAAACAAGAUGUCCAAGAAAAGUCAAAGAAGAUACUCUCAUUGGAGCAGAAGCUGAAGAUUGUACAAGAGGAGGCUGAAGGAGAGAGGUCUAGAUAUAGCACAGAAAUCAAGACUAGAGAUGAAGCCAUGGAAAAGCUUGAGAAAGAAUUGUCUGUUAAAAAUGGGAGUAUAAUUAAGAUAAAAGCCCACUUUAAAUCUUUGAAGAAUGACAACCAGAAACUUAAAGAAUCACUUGAGGAGAAUUUGGGAGAGUUUGUAAGACAAAAGCAGCUCCUGGAUAAUGCCAAGGAAGACAUGCUUGCUGUGCAAGAUCAGAGUUCCUGCUUGCUAUUACAAGUCAAAAGUCUCACAGAGGACAAUUGUCGAUUAAAGCAGAUAAUUGAGAAUGGAAGCCAAUCUCUCUCUGAUGUUUCAGAAGAAAAGACAAUUUUGCUAGCUAAAAUAUCUGAGGUUGAAUUGCAGCUUUUAGAAAGUGUCAAAACAAUUGAAGGCUUGUGUAAAGAAAAGGAAGACUUAACACUCAGAGGAGCUGAAUUGAAGAAAGAACUUGAGCAAAACAAACAGUCAAUGUCUGAAAUGUUGUUAGAGAAGUCAAAUGAAUGCAGCCAGCAUAGUGCAUUGCUCAGAGAGAGUGGAGAAAUGAUUUCAUCUUUACAAGUUCAAGUGGAGUCUUUAAACAAUCAGGUCAACCAAUCAAACUCCUGCAUGGUUGAGAAAGACAAUACUAUUGGGGAGAAAAAUGCAUUGAUUGAUUCCCAGAAAUGCCAAAUUCUGCAACUCCAAGAGACUAUGACUCAACUUAAUGAACUGGAAGCUACUUUGAAAUCUGAAUUAAUGGAGAAAGAUGGCAUAAUGCAAGUUCAAUCUGCGCAGUGCACCUCUUUACAAAGUGAGCUUCAACAACAAAGACAGUAUUUAUCUAAAGUUCAAAGUGAGUUUGAUUCUCUGAAAAAUGAAUGUACACAAUUGACUGGCAGUCUCCAAAAAAGCGAAGACAGGACUCGUGAAUGCCAAACACACACAGAUGAGCUCAGAGAAAGAAGCGAGUCUGUGGCACUACUGAGUGAGCAGUUGGCUGCAGUGAACAAGAUCAAUGUGAGGCUGGAGUCUGAAAUCAUGGCUAUGAAGACAGCUCAUGACAUUUUGUUUUCUGAUAAAAACAAACUCGAAGAGGAAUUGUCUCAGAUUCAAGCUGGUGCCGUUAGAUUCCAUGACCACGUUCAUUUGAAUAGUCAAAAUCAACAAUUACAAGCAAUGUUUGAAGGAAAAGAAAAAGAAGUGCUUUUACUGACCCAGGUUGUGUCUGAAACAAAUAACAAGCUAGCAAUAACCACCAAAGAGAAUGAAAACCUUGCUUCACAAGUCGUCAGUCUCUGUGAGCAGAAUAAGAACCUUCAGGAACAAACGUCCGACCAGACAAAGUCACUCACAGAAAUGACAAAGGAGACAAACACUUUGCAAAACAAAAUUUCAAUUCUUGAGACACAAGAUGUGGAAAACAGUAAAAUCAUUGAAGACCUAUUUAAACACAUGGAAGGUUUGCUUUUGCAGGCAGAGGAACUCAAAGUUUUCAAGCAGAAGCAGCAGUCUGGAGCCGAGAGCUUACAGGAAAUGUCUUCAGAAUGUGCAGCCCUCUCAAAGCGUCUUGGGGAGGCCGAAGAGGAAGUAGCUCUUCUAAAAGGGGAGCUUGAGUCCUCCAGUUCACAGAUCAUUCACUAUAGCCAUGUUGUUCUUGAAAAAGACAAAAUCUUAAACAACCAAAGUACACAAAUGGAGGCUUAUCAGCACCAACUUGAACAUCUUCAUAAGACUCUUUCAAUACUCCAGGAACAAGCCAAUGCUCAUAAUUCAGGCUUGAUAGAAAAAGAUGUACUGCUACAGAAAGAAUCUAGUUCAUGCAGUUUGUUACAAAAGGAACUUGGUCAUGAAAGAGAACUUGUAUUAAAUCUGCAACAUGAGAUAGAGUCUUUGAAAGUGGAGUGUUCUAGAUUGAAUCAAUCUUUGGAAGCACAACACAGCUCUUUAAGAGAGAAAACCCUUGAGAGCCACAAUCACAAAGAGGAACUGGUCAAAAGAAAUGAGUAUGUUCUUUCACUAACUGCUCAGCUUGGUAUAAUGAAUGAAAAUAACGUGAAGCUUAAAUCCGAAAAUGCUAAUUUAAAAUGCGCUUUAGAGCGGCACUCAAAAGAAAGUGCAAGACUUAAGGAGGAAUUGAGACAGAAACAAUUAGAGCUAGUAGAACAUCAGGAUAUUACAGAGCAAAACAAUACAAUUAAAUCUGAACUAAAGAGUUCAAUGGCAGAAUUGUUUGGACAGCAGGAGAUGAUCGCUACUCUACAAAGUGAAUUGGCAACAAGAAAUGAAAAACUUGCAUCUUUGAAAGAACAGAUAGAAACAGAGCACUCUGGAAAUGAUGUUUUACAGCUCACGCUGCAGGAGAAAGAGGCAGCUCUCAGGGCUCAGGAGAUGCAUGUCAAUAAGUUGCAAGACAAACUAUUGGAAAGUGAAGGCCAAAUUAGACAGAAAAUAAAAGUGAUUUCUGAACUACAGGAAGCAGCUCAGAGUUUUCAGACAGCUUUGCAAGACAAAGAUGUUUUGCUGUUAAAUAAAGAACAAGAGUUCUCUCUGGUAAAGACAGAAUUAAUGGCUGAAUCAGAGGCAUGUAAAGCCCAACUGAAAUUAGAGAUGGACACAGUUGCUACACUUCAGGGUGAUUUACAGAACUUACUUGAAAAGAAUAAGCAUCUCAUGAGUGUGGUUGAUGAAAAGGAUUUUUUAAUGAGGCAGGAGCAAGAGAAGUAUCUGUGCUUACAAGGUAGUGCAGCAGAACUGGAAAACACAAAAUCACAACUAAACGGUCAAAUAAAGAAACUAACAUUAGAGGCAACACAACUCAGGGAAACACAAACUGAGAAGGAACAAGUUGUUUUUGCUGCUCAAUCACAAAUGCAGAAACUGGAUGAGCUAUACAAGAAGCUUCAAGAAGAAUAUAAUUUGACCAAACAAGAGCUUUAUAAAGUUAUCAAUGAAAAAUCAUUAAAGGAAGAGGAGGUCUGUAAAUUGGCCCUGGAAAAAGAAGAAAUUAGCAGAAACUCCAGUCUUCAGAUUCAGAGAAUUCAGGAACAAGUACAACAUAACCAGCAGCAAUCCGUCACGAUGAAUGACAUGGAGGAAGAAAUUAAGAUGGAGAGAGAACAACUUCACAUCCAGGAGUCUAUGUGGGGUACAGAUGUGUCUCCAGAACACUGGGUCCAGUUGCACAGCCAUCUGCAGCGCAGCCAGUUAGAGAUCCAGCAAAGAGACUUUGGCCUCCAGCAACUCAACAUCAAGUUGCAACAGGCAAUUGAGGAAAAGACAGGGGUGUCUGCCCAGUUAAGCACUGUUUCCCAGAUGUUCAGAGACACACAGGAAACUGUUAGUGAGCUGCAGAACCGCUGCUAUUGGCUGGAAAGACAAUCACAAAUUCAGUAUUCAGCUGUACAGCAAGGUUCGGUCUCCACAGAAGUCCCACCAGGAGCCCCCCAGGAACGGGUCAGUGCCUUACACAUCCCAGAUGCAUCAGACAGCAGGGAUCUCAGGAUCAGGCUGACAGAGGCAGAGCUUCAUCUGUCUCAAUUAAACUCCAGAUUAGAGGAGGAAAGAUCCAGGAGAGAGGCUGCAGAGGAAGCUGUGCGCUUGACUAAACAGAGAGUUACAAGCAUGGAGUCAAACACAUCCUGGUCUUCUCAGAGGGACUUUAGCAUUGAGAUGGAAACAGAUGAGGAACAGUAUGAAGCUCUUAUUCUAGAUCCAAACCAGCACCUACUCAUGCGCAAGAUGAAGAGCGGGGUGCACUUAUGCCGCCGUUGGCUCAAAGGAAGGAGCACAUACUGUUCCAAACUGCUGACAUCGAGGGCGAAGUCACGCUACGUAUUCAUGGCAUACCUUCUUACACUUCAUGUGCUGGUUUUCAUGUGCCUCAGUGGUGCCCUCUAGAGGACAACCACCAUCAAAAUGACACAAAUUAAAUGCUUUCACCAUAAACUUUAGUCUGAGCAGUAUAAUGAGAAGCCCCUCAAUCUACACUGCAUCAUAAUGACGGUACAGGAACAUCUCAUCGGUUGCUCACUCAAAUGGUGUAAAGCAGAACGGUUUGCUGUAGUUUUCUGAAACACGCUGCAACCUUCAACUGAAUCUUAUCCCAGAACACACUCAUAUUUCAAGCAAAUAAAAUCCAACAUCAGCUUUUAGAAUCCUAGAAACCUUAUGUAUAUUCACAUACAUACACACUGUCAUUAGACGUUGAUUUCUACCUGCUGAAAUGGCUAUGCACUGAAAUCUUUAGUGAUUUAGUUUCUCAAGCAAUGAUGUUUUGCACAUUCUACACUCAAAUAAGCUGAAGAUACAUUUGAGUAUGUCAGUCUUGAUUGACUGCACUGGAAUAAAUAUGUGAGAUCAAAAGUAUAAUGUAUUUAAAGUUCUAUAUAUAUACAGAGAGAAUAUUUAGAGUAAUGUUUUGUUGGUACACUAAAUGCGCAGAUUUUUUCAUACCAGUUCAAAGGAAAGUACAAAUCGGUUUUAACUUAAAAAACAAACACUGGCAUUUGAGGGUUAAUUCACACAAAAAUAAAAACUCUGUAAUCAUUUGCUCACAACUGUGUUGUUCCAAACUCAAGUUACUCUCUUACGUUAAUGGAGAAAAAAAAAGAGAUGUUAGGGACUGAGAAAGCCUUAGUCAAUUAUGAAUAGUGAAUGAGGCUAUCAGUCCCUAACAUUCUGCUUAACAUCUCCUUUUGUGUUCCACAUUAAAAAGAAAGUCAAACAGUUUUGGAACAACAUGGGUAACUUGUUUUGGGUAAAUUGUCCUUUUGACACUACAUUUAGUUAUUGACUGAGUUUUGCAUGUUUUUGUUGCAUAUACUUAAUAGCAAAUACUCUGAUUUGUUUACAUGCUGAGCCACAAUGUAAACCGUGUACCUUGUUGUGCAUAAAUAUCUAUAAAUGGAGUAUUAUUCAUGAGGAAAAGAGUGAAUCUUUUUAAAUUAAACUACUGAG
This is a messenger RNA of Xyrauchen texanus (razorback sucker), 11330 nucleotides long. Its product is annotated as golgin subfamily B member 1. The transcript is spliced from 27 exons. The record is from RefSeq and is a predicted model, not a curated record. Gene Ontology annotation, cellular component: Golgi apparatus. The coding region runs from base 135 to 10271 and encodes 3378 amino acids. NCBI's taxonomy places the organism in Eukaryota, Metazoa, Chordata, Actinopteri, Cypriniformes, Catostomidae.